CUCGAUACAGCAUGGCUUGUUCAGUGAUUGAGAGGUCCAUGGAGGCAAUGCUGCUGCUUUUGUUCUUCCUAAAUCAUUUCACUGAAGUUGCAGGGGAUGUAGGCACUGCUGCAUCAUAUGAUCCUCCAUAUCUUCCAACAAAGUGCCCGGACUACAGCAGCUUGGAUCAGUUGCCAGAGACCGGGCUGUUUGUGGCGGCUGGCAGUGGCGUGUGGGACAACGGUGCAGCCUGCGGCAGGAAGUACCAGGUCCGGUGCCUCAGCGGCCUCCGACGGCCCUGCAAAGAUGGCUCCAUUAUAGUCGAAGUAGUCGAUUACUGCAGGUCCAGUCCCUGCCCUGCCACCUUCCUUUUGUCCAACAAAGCCUUCGGCGCCGUUUCCAGGAUUCCCAAUGCAAAGAUCAACAUCGAGUUCACGGAAGUAUGAUGGGGAGCCAUAUGGAUUUGGAUGGAAGAUGUAUUCAAUGUCUUGGCACAAUAAUAGAUAUGUAAAAUGGUAAAGAAUGAUGAACCUUCACAAUGUGCUAUAAUUUGAGGAAACAGUACCAGAGCAUCAAUC
Zingiber officinale is the source of this 557-nucleotide messenger RNA. RefSeq names its product EG45-like domain containing protein. The record is from RefSeq and is a predicted model, not a curated record. The transcript is spliced from 3 exons. NCBI's taxonomy places the organism in Eukaryota, Viridiplantae, Streptophyta, Magnoliopsida, Zingiberales, Zingiberaceae. The coding region runs from base 12 to 425 and encodes 137 amino acids.